AUGGCUGCCAUCUCUGUUGUUGAAUGGAACCCAAUGCAGAAAGUGAACACGCCUGUAAAGUACACGACCUUCUGUGUUAAUAUAUGUAGCUGCAAAUACACAAAGGUGUGCUAUAUUUUGAGCCCAACUAACAAUCCUAAAAUAGUUGUCAACAUAAUUCUUUGCACUCUGGCUUAUUCAGCACUCCUGAACUUGACCUCACAAAGUCAUGGUCAUAAUGAAUGGGAAUUGACAGAAUUGGGAAGCAAACUCUGCGCACGCUCGUUCCCAGGCCCGGGUCUGCGUCCGUUUGUUCCGGGGCCCGCGCAUGCUCGUUCCCGGGCCCGGACCCGCGCAUGCUCGUUCCCGGGCCCGGACCCGCGCAUGCUCGUUCCCGGGGCUGUGAUCUGGGACAGUUGUCUCUUGGGGAUGUUGUCUGUCUCUGGGCUGAGUGUAAUCGGUGUUGUUUGGCUAAUUUUCGCCACGGUUUUCUUAUUCUGCGUGAUCUUUCACAAUGUGUGGUCAGGUUCGGGAAUUUUCGCGCUGUUAUUCCAGGAUUUCAUGCGUUACGGUAAAAGUAAACAGUAUUUCUUCCAGCGGCCGGCGUGGCUGCAGCGCCUGGACCUCCCGAAAAGAUGGUUUACUCAUUUUUACAUGGUUUCAGUAAUUUGGAACGCUAUUCUACUUGGAAUCACUUGUCGAAGUCUCUUUUUGAGGCAUCCAUAUCCAAUGUGGCUUCAAAGAGUACUAAACUUGCUUUGUGGGAACGUAUUACAUUUAACAUCUGGUGAUGAACUAUCCAUUCUGUUAGUUCAAAUAAUGCUAUGUGUACAAGCUGUUCGACGCCUUACAGAAUGCCUUUUCACCUCUGUGUUUUCAAAUGGAGUCAUUCAUCCAGUACAGUAUUGCUGGGGUUUGGUUUAUUAUGUGCUUGUUGGUUUAACAGUGCAUUGUGAAGGACCAGUUCUUGGGACCAAAGUGUAUGCGAUUCGAGACCUAUUUGCACAAGGGAAGUGGUACCAUGCAGCUGGAAUAAUGCUGUUUUUGUGGGCAACAGUACAUCACCACAGGAGUCAUGUGAUAUUGGCCAGUCUUAGGAAAAACAAAAUGGGUGAAGUGAUUCACUUCAAGCAUAGCAUCCCAUAUGGUGACUGGUUUGAAGUAGUUUCCUGCCCACAUUACUUAGCUGAACUGUUGAUCUACCUUGCUAUCAGUGUGACCUUUGAAGGACGACACCUUACCUGGUGGUUUGUAAUAUUAUAUGUGUUUUUCAGCCAUGCAAUGAUGGCUAUUCUGUGUCAUGAAUUCUACGUGAAGAAGUUUGAUAACUACCCAAAAAUACGGAAGGCAUUUAUACCUUUUAUAUUUUAAUCCACUUUUGAAUAUGUUAUUGUAGCUUACAGAUUUUGAUACUUACCUGUUAUUUUGUUCUAUUUUCUGGUUUAACAUUUACCAAUAGCAAUUAUAAAACCUCACAAAUGUUUCUUCUUGGAGAUCAUCCUUUUCUAGAAUCAUAGAGCUGUACAGCGUGGUCCAACUCAUCUAUGCAACUAAAUAUCCCAAAUUAUUGUAGUCGCAUUUGCCAGCAUUUGGCCCAUAUCCCUCUAAACCCUUCCUAUUUGUGUACCCAUCCAGACGACUUUUAGAUUUUGUAAUUGUACCAGCCUCCACCACUUCCUCUGGCAGAUCAUUCCAUACAUGCACCACCCUCUGCAUGAAAAUGUUGCCACGUAGGUCUCUUUUAAAUCCUUUCCCUGUCACCAUAAACUUAUGCCCUGGUUUUGGACUAUCCGACCCUGGGAAAAGACCUUGGCUAUUCACUGUAUCCAUGCCAUCAUGAUUUUUAACAACCUCUAUAAGGUCAUUCAUCAGCUUCCAACACUCUAGGGAAAUUAACCCCAGCCUAGAGCUCAAACCCUCCAAUCCCAGCUACAACCUUGUAAAUCUUUUCUGCACCCUUUCAAGUUUAACAACAUUUUUCCUAUAGAAGGGAAAUGGUACACUGUAUUUUAAACAUGACCAAACUAGUAUCCUAUACAGUUGCAACAUGACAUCCCAACCCCAUUCUCAAUUUACUGACCAAUAAAGGCAAGUGUACCAAAUGCCUCUUCACUGCCCUGUCUACCUGUGACUCCACCUUCAAGUAACUAUGAAGGUCUCUUUGUUCAGCAACACUCCCCAGAACCAUGCCAAUAAGUGUCUAAUUCCUGCCCUGAUUUGCCUUGCCAAAGUGCAAUACCUCGCAUUUAUCUAAAUUAAGCUCCAUGUACUACACCUCAGUUCUAAACUAGAAUAUUGUCAUCAGUGAAUUGGAUUUUUUAAAGUGUCUGAAUUUAUGCAGAUAUAAAAGAAAGCAUCCUUUUCAACAUUGGUCAAGCCAACCUUUCACGAAGUCAUAUCUUCAAAAUAAAUUAUUUGAACUUUUAACUAUGUUAAGAUACUUUCAAAUGAGUCUUCUUGUUAUAAUGGGCGGCACGUGGCACAGUGGUUAGCACUGCUGCCUCACAGCGCCAAAGACCCGGGUUCAAUUCCCGCCUCAGGCGACUGACUGUGUGGAGUUUGCGUGUUCUCCCCGUGUCUGUGUGGGUUUCCUCCGGGUGCUCUGGUUUCCUCCCACAGUCACAAAGAUGUGCAGGUCAGGUGAAUUGGCCAUGCUAAAUUGCCCGUAGUGUUAGGUAAGGUGUAAAUGUAGGGGUGUGGGUGGGUUACGCUUCGGCGAGUCGGUGUGGACUUGUUGGGCCGAAGGGCCUGUUUCCACACUGUAAUGUAAUCUAAGUGCCAGUUUUGCUUUUAUAUGAUGCUGUAGCCAAAGGCAAGUAUAGAAUUACAACUGCUCAUCAUCAUCUCGGGAAUCAUGUCUGAUCUUUUAGAUCACUGUUAACUGUUAUUCUAUGCAUUAACUUUUGUAACAUGAUUACAAUAAUGCAAUUUGUCAAUAUAUCAUCUAAAUGCUCCAGUUAGUUUAUAUUAGAAUAUCUGCAUG
Molecule: messenger RNA, 2962 nt
Organism: Hemiscyllium ocellatum (epaulette shark)
Lineage: Eukaryota; Metazoa; Chordata; Chondrichthyes; Orectolobiformes; Hemiscylliidae
Gene: srd5a3
Product: steroid 5 alpha-reductase 3
Exons: 6
Coding region: 1-1350 (449 amino acids)
Biological process (GO): dolichol-linked oligosaccharide biosynthetic process; polyprenol catabolic process
Cellular component (GO): endoplasmic reticulum
Molecular function (GO): 3-oxo-5-alpha-steroid 4-dehydrogenase activity
Source: RefSeq, a predicted model, not a curated record